This is a messenger RNA of Lates calcarifer (barramundi perch), 8974 nucleotides long. It is a transcript of the gene grm6a, whose product is annotated as glutamate receptor, metabotropic 6a. The record is from RefSeq and is a predicted model, not a curated record. Bases 219 to 2963 code for a protein of 914 amino acids. The transcript has 16 exons. Gene Ontology annotation, cellular component: membrane. Gene Ontology annotation, biological process: G protein-coupled glutamate receptor signaling pathway; regulation of synaptic transmission, glutamatergic. Gene Ontology annotation, molecular function: adenylate cyclase inhibiting G protein-coupled glutamate receptor activity. NCBI's taxonomy places the organism in Eukaryota, Metazoa, Chordata, Actinopteri, Centropomidae.
UGUCGGUGAAAGGUCAGUCAGAGACAGGUGUGUACCCUGGUUGUGUUUGGACCAGGACAGAUGUACUGUCAGUUUAUAUUGUGAUGAUCAGUGACAGGUGAGGAAACUUCACCUGCAGCUGGACUCAAGGUUUCACUGACAUUCAUCAGGAAACAGAGUUUCAUUCAGCUCAGGUGUUCACAGCAGGAUGAAAACUCUCAGCUGAACAUCACCUCGGUAUGACAUCAUCAGGCUCCGCCCCCUCCCUCCUCCCCCUCCCUCAUCAUCAUCAUCAUCACUACGUCUCGCUCCUGAUUGGACAAACUCUCCAUCAGUCCCCCCUGUGGCCUCGCCUCGCUCUGUCUCUCUGGAUCUGGAUCGGUGGACAGGUGAUCCAGGUGAGCGGCUCCCACCAGCACUUCCACCCCCACUCCAUAAAGAUACCUGGUGACAUCACGCUGGGGGGGCUGUUCCCCAUCCACGCCCGUGGCCCCCACGGCCUGCCCUGCGGGGAGCUGAAGAAGGAGAAGGGGAUCCACCGCAUGGAGGCCAUGUUGUAUGCUCUGGACCAAAUCAACAGCGACCCUGAGCUGCUGCCCAACAUCACGCUGGGGGUGCGGAUCCUGGACACCUGCUCCAGAGACACCUACGCCCUGGAACAGUCACUCACCUUUGUCCAGGCGCUGAUCCAGAAAGACACAUCCGACAUCCGCUGCUCCAACGGAGAACCGCCCCUCAUCCGCAAACCAGAGAGGGUGGUAGGAGUGAUUGGAGCGUCAGCCAGUUCCGUGUCCAUCAUGGUGGCAAACAUCCUGCGCCUGUUCGAGAUCCCUCAGGUGAGUUAUGCGUCCACAGCUCCAGAGCUCAGCGACAACAACCGGUACGACUUCUUCUCUCGGGUGGUUCCUCCAGACUCGUACCAGGCUCAGGCCAUGCUGGACAUCGUCAAAGCUCUGGGCUGGAACUACGUCUCCACACUGGCCUCCGAGGGAAACUACGGAGAGAGCGGAGUCGACGCCUUCAUGCAGAUCUCCAGAGAGGCCGGUGGGGUGUGUAUCGCUCAGUCAGUGAAGAUUCCUCGCGAGCCGACGGCUGGAGAAUUUGAUAAAAUCAUCCGACGCCUGAUGGAGACGAGUAACGCCAGAGGAGUCAUCAUCUUUGCCAACGAGGAUGACAUCAAGCGGGUCCUGGAGGCAGCCAAGCGCACUAACCUAACGGGUCACUUCCUGUUUGUGGGAUCGGACAGCUGGGGGGCGAAAAGUUCACCGAUCGCAGAGCUAGAAGAUGUUGCAGAGGGCGCCGUCACCAUCCUCCCGAAACGAGCUUCAAUAGACGGCUUCGAUCAGUACUUCGUGACUCGGUCUCUGGAGAACAACCGCAGGAACAUCUGGUUUGCUGAGUUCUGGGAGGACGACUUCAGGUGUAAACUGACCCGACCUGGAAUCAAAUUGGAUCCUGACAAGAAGAAAUGUACAGGUGAGGAGAGGAUCGGUCGGGACUCGUCCUAUGAGCAGGAAGGGAAGGUCCAGUUUGUGAUUGAUGCGGUUUACGCCGUCGCUCAUGCUCUGCACAACAUGCACCAGGAUCUGUGUCCGGGCAGCACCGGAGUCUGCAGCAACAUGGACCCUGUGGAGGGACGCUCGCUGCUCAACUACAUCAGAGCCGUCAACUUCAAUGGAAGUGCCGGUACGAGUGUUUUGUUCAAUGAGAACGGAGAUGCUCCUGGUCGCUACGACAUCUUCCAGUUUCAGAUGACCAAUCACAGCCACCCUGGAUACCGUGUCAUCGGCCAGUGGACCAAUAACCUGAGACUCAAUCUGGAGGAGAUGCAGUGGUCAGGAGGAGAUAAGUCUAUUCCAGACUCCAUUUGUAGUUUUCCCUGUAAUCCAGGAGAGAGGAAGAAGAUGGUGAAAGGAGUUCCCUGCUGCUGGCACUGUGAGCUCUGUGAUGGGUAUCAGUACCAGCUGGAUGAGUUUACCUGUGAGACCUGUCCGACAGACAUGCGCCCUACCCCCAACAGAACCACCUGUCGUCCGACUCCGAUCAUCAAACUGGAGUGGAACUCUCCCUGGGCUCUCGUUCCCGCCUCUCUCGCCAUGCUCGGUAUCCUAGCAACCAGUGCAGUGGUGAUCACCUUCAUCCGCUUCAACGACACGCCCAUUGUCAGGGCGUCAGGCCGAGAGCUCAGCUAUGUAUUACUGACAGGUAUCUUCCUCAUCUACCUGAUCACCUUCUUGAUGAUUGCGGAGCCAGGUGUGGUGGUUUGUGCAUUCCGGCGCCUCCUGCUGGGCCUCGGCAUGGCCAUCACCUACUCCGCAAUGUUGACCAAAACCAACCGCAUCUACCGCAUCUUCGAACAGGGCAAGAGGUCAGUGACCCCGCCCAAGUUCAUCAGCCCCACCUCCCAGCUCCUCAUCACCUUCAUCCUCAUCUCUGUCCAGGUCCUUGGUGUGUUUGUGUGGUUCGGUGUCGUCCCCCCUCACACCAUCAUCGACUACGAGGAGCUCCGCCCCCCGAACCCUGACCUGGCCCGAGGCAUCCUGAAGUGUGACAUGUCUGACCUGUCAAUCAUCUGCUGCCUCAGCUACAGCAUCGUGCUCAUGGUGACAUGUACGGUGUAUGCUGUGAAGAGUCGCGGUGUCCCAGAGACGUUCAAUGAGGCAAAGCCGAUCGGUUUCACCAUGUACACCACCUGCAUCGUCUGGCUCGCCUUUGUACCGAUCUUCUUUGGUACCGCCCAGUCCACUGAGAAGAUGUUUAUCCAGACAGCCACUCUGACCGUCUCCAUGUCUCUCAGUGCGUCCGUCUCUCUGGGGAUGCUCUACAUGCCGAAGGUUUAUGUCAUCAUUUUCCAUCCAGAGCAGAACGUCCAGAAGAGGAAGAGGAGCUUCAAGGGUGUUGUCCAGGCUGCCAGAAUGUCUCAGAAAUCGUUAAAUGAGAAACAAAAUGGAGAGACAAAGAUUGAACCUGACAGAACACAGUAAUACUUCAGUAAAACUACAAACUACAGCUGCUGAUCAAUCCCUGUGCAGAGCCUGAUGACAUCAUCAUCAUGAAGAUCAAAUGGUUACACACACACACACACACACACAGAGAAAGAGAGAGAGAGAGAGACCAUCAAAAUAAAACUAUCCAUGGGGCUCUUAUUGUGAAAAUCAGGGGUUUUAUGGUUCAGACAGGAAGUCCUCAGUGUCGUCAUGACGACACAGUGAAGCUGAUUGAUUUCUCCAUAAGCAGAGUGGAAAAUUUCAAUUAAAAUAAACAUGCAGCCACACAAACAACAGGUUUUAACACUGGUAGUAAAGUUAGCAGUCAAUAGGUUAACCAGCAGUCAGCAGGUUAACCAGCAGUUACACUAAGACUCUACAGAUCUGAGAUCAGUUACAUGAGAACUUCCUUUCUGAUGAUCAAACUUUGGAUUUUUAAUAUGAAACAUCUUUAACCUUACAAUAAAAGACAGGAUGUUUGAUGUUGAUCUGACAACAUGUCCAAUUUUAACUGUUUAAACUGGACUAUAGUCCAGUUUGAGGGACAGGUGAUGUCCUCCUGUGGAUACCUGACAGACUCACCUGAGGGACUCACCUGUUCAUCCUGAGGUUCUCCACCUUCAGAAACUGUUGAACAGAAAAACUGUGAGGUCUCUGAGGACGGAGACAGAUCAACAUGGACAUGUGAGAGACCAGGACUCACCUGAAUGGACAGGUGAACCAUCAGCAAACAUUGAUUGACCAGUAUGUAACAUUUACAAGGAUCUAUUGGAAAAUAAUAAUAUUAGUGUGUAAUCACCUUUUUUCGUUCUGUUAGAAUGAGCAGUUUAUAUCUACGUAGGGAGUGGGUCCUCUUCCAGGAGUGUGCCAUGUUUCUACUGUAGCCCAGAACAGACAAACUGAACCAAACAGAGGCCUUUUGCAUUCUAAUGUUGAUGCUGCAGCUUGUAAACAGAAGACAAAGAAGAAAGAACUGAGACCAUGUCAGCUGUUACCUAUAGUUUUACAGACAAACAACUAAAAACAUUAUUUAAAUUUAGCUGUAUAAACAAACUUCACUCAACAGACCAGUUGAUGCAGUAGCUGACAUCAUGUUGUCACCUGAUGGCCACCGUAGACUACGAGACACACCUGUAAAGGGAGGGCUGACGUAUUUAGUUGGUUGCAGUCUGCAUUCUCACCACUAGAUGUCAGUAAAUCCUACACACUACUCCUUUAAAGGAUCAUUACCUUUAUUUUAUGAUCCAGCUCUUAUUUUGGUAUUUGUGUCAUGUGGCCCAGUCAGGUGUUUCCUGUCUGUACUUACUGGGGGAGGUUUUUUAAAUCAUAAUGUAUAAAACUGUUGUUUUUGGUGUGAACGUGAAUGUGAAUAUUUCUCAGUGAAAAAUGUAAUUUAUAUUAUGUUUCUGAGUGUUCACACCACAGAUAAAGACAUGAACCAAUCAGACAGAGGCUGCUCUGGUUCAGUUUAAACUGCUGUUGAGCUCCAGCUCCUGUUCACAGCCGUUUGUUUAUCCGUCCCUUGACAUGUUAAGAACCUUUACCUGGACUCACACCUGUCUGAUGACUCAUGUUGUCACUUCCUGUUGACUCUGCCAAAAUAAGAGCACAGUUUUCUUCCAAGUCAGUUUCACAGUCGACAACUACGAGGUAUGGCUAUUAAAUAAUGAGACUGAGCUUAUGAGGAUAAAACCACGUGGUUCACAGUCACGGUUCACAUUUACAAGACUAUGAACAUUCUGGGUGCCCAUGCACAUCAAAAACUUUUGAAUACAUUCAACAAACUGAACAAAUGGUUCAAAAUGAUCAACGACUCAGUAUAAGACUUGAUAGGAGAACUGGUCUCCAGGUUUCCCCAUUGUCACCCACGUGAGCGUUGAAGUCCCCCAACAGAACUAUGGAAUCCCCAGCCACCACCCUUUCCAGGACACCACCAUAGACUCCAAGAAGGGCCGAUACUUCAAGCUGCUGUUCGGUGCAUACACACACACAACAGCUAGAGCCUUACCCCCCGCAACUUUCAGUUGCAGACAGCCAACCCUCUCGUUCACAAGGCAAAACUCCAACACUGCAGCACUCAAUCAAAGGGUUGUAAACAUUCCGAUUCAUCAGGGUGAUUAUUUUGAACCACUCUUAGUCUGGCCCCUCCCCCAGGACCAGUUUACCUUGGGAGACCCUACGAGGGGCUAUUGCCCCGGACAACAUAGCUCCCAGGUUCACGGGGGCACUCAAACCCCACCACCACGAUAAGGUAGCGAUUCACAGGAGGGACAAAUGUUUCUGUUCAAUAAAAUUGUAUUACAGCAUUAGUUUUGUUUUUUUAAUAGCCAUACCUUGUAUCACCUGUCUGUGACCUCACUGGUGACCUGUGAUCUCUCUGUACAUCUGUCUCCAUGUCUCCUCUGUCUCUGCAUCACCUGCAGGUUGGAUUCAGGUGAUCUCAGGUGGAUGUCCUGGACAAACCUGAUGUUCUGUAUUAUUAUUAUUAUUAUUAUUAUUAUUAUUAUUAUUGUUAUCAUGGGGUUUACCUGAGGCCUGUACUACGAAUGGAGUUUAACCUCCUCUGAUUUAACUCUGGGUUAUCAAGGAAAGUCGGGGUUGACAAACUCUGACUGCCUCAAUCUGUGUUAAACAGUACGACGGUGGUUAAGAUGUCGGUAAGUUGAGUCGGUGUUAACUUAAUCAGAGUUAGUGCGUGUUGAUUAAAGGGGCGUGCACCGUAUCUCUCAGAUGAAGAGCGCACGUUAAACUGUGGGUUUAGAGGAAUUUAAAGAGACUCUAACGACACAAUGUAAAACCAACAAAGACAGGGAGACUGGUCACAUGUUCUCUGGAUUCUUCAUCUGUAAUAUGAGAUGGAAGGACACGGAACAUAUGUGAUCAUUUCUCAGAUACUUGUGAUACUUGUCACAUGUCUGAGAAUGAGCUGUUCCUGUUAAUGAUGUUCUGCCUGGAACACUCAGGCUGUAUAUGUAUGAAUGUAAUGCUGUUAUGUUCAGUAUGAACUUCAUGUUAACAGUAUUUCAGCCUCAGUGGAAACUGAACCUGGAUCAAAUAGAAACAUUCUAUAUUCUAUUUUACAAAUUAAAAUAACUGAAAUGGAAAAUGGAAAAUGCGGAGCAUAAAAAACAUUGUUUAUUGGUCCACAUAUCUCUACCAUCCACUACAUCCUUUUUUUUUUUUUUGGUGGGGGUGGGGGUCGUGGGGUGGCGGGGACUGAUGGUCUUUAGAUAACCCCCAUCCUACGGAGUCAGCCUCUCUCAGUUGUUGUGCCAAUAUUGAUUGGUUGUUCCACCUGUGGGGCGGAGCUUAGGUAGAAGUAACACCGGUAACACCGAGUUAACCAUGAACAUAAACUGCUCGGAGCAGUUUACAGACGCAGCGUAAAUUACCAUGGCAGCAGACCUCAGGUAAAACCUAUCCACCUGUCGUAGUACAGGUUAAUCAGGAAGUUACACCUGACGUCACCAAGUUACUCCUGAAGUUACUCUGAUAAGCCAGUAACCUCGCUUCAUAGUACAGGCCUCUGGUGAGCUUUCUGGUCACAUGACUGUUGUUCACAGCUGAUAAUGAUGUUUGAUUUACAGACUCAGGGUUCGACCUGAGAGAAGCUUCAUGUUUAGCCACGUGUUGCCAUGGUAACAGCUCUGGUCUGGUUGCCAUGGUAAAAACACUCAACACACAAAUGUCCUCUAACACAGUUAUUGAUAAACAGCUGAUUGUUUAAUUUCUAUGAAUUCUUGAUCAUCAGAAUCAAUAACUGGACAAACAUACCAACAAAAGGGAUUUUAUUUCACAGAUUGAAACAAAUUUUAAAAAGAAUUUCAACGUCCUGAUUUAGAUUUAACAGACCUGUGGUCCAGGUGUGUUGUGACCAUGGUGACAGUGGCCCUUUCUGAUUGGAGGAGGAUGUCUUUAAAACCUGAACCUUAAUCAGACUGAACCAGCUGGUCACAGAAUCUGAGCCAGUCAUUCAUUCAGUUAUUUAUUCAUGUAGAAGCGUGUCUUCAGUCGGUUCAGACAGGAUUUAAUAUUUCAGACAGAGUCUGAUCUUCACUGAUGUUCUGAUAAACCAGCUGGUCCAGGAUUAGAUUUCACAGAGUCCAGCCUGCUGGAAGUUUUAAUCACAUCUCAUGGUCUUCUUAUGAAUCCACAACAACAGGGCUGUAAUAUGAUCGAAAAUCCCCAUAACAGCUAUUGAACUAACUGUGAUUUAUUUAGUCAGCUGCUGUUUACAAUAAUUGAAUUUUAACAAAUAAUUUUCCUGUUUCAGAAAAUUAAAUAUGAGAUGAGAUGAGAUUUUAAGAUGAGAUUUUAAAAACUGAAAGCUGAUCGAGAACAAACACAGAGUCUGAUAUUAAAACAGUAGAAGAAGAAACACAGUCUGAGGCUGUGGUCCAAUAGUCAAAAUAAUCUCCUUUCCUAAUCACUUUUCCCUGAUCUCGAUGGAAAACAAGACCCUAACCCACUGAUAAUAUAAUAACAUAAAGGAAAAUACAAGUUAAAUAAAGAUAAUAAAGGAACUGUGUGACGGGUCCAGAGUAAAUUAUAUUCAGAAAUAUAGAUUAAUAAGAUUACAAAUAAGAUUUAUACAAGACAGGAAGUAGGGAGAGAGAGUAGGGGAAUGACAUGUAGUAAAGGUCUGACUGGACUGAGAGUUGAUCCAGGGACCAGCUGCUCAGGGCACUAAGGCCCAUAUGGUACAUGUCCCAACCAUUCAGCUGCUCCUGUUCUGACCUUUGGUCUUUUAUACGUUUGUUAAGAAGAGAUUUUUUAAUAUUAUUUAUUUAUUUAUUUAUUAGUGUUUGGAAGGAUUUUCAGAAGUUUUGGAUCAUGUCACAAACAUUAAGUGGGAGCUCUAUUGUGUUUACAUGUACAUGGAUCUGCUGCUGCUGCAAGGAAUCAUGGGACAUCAUUCUCUCCUUUCCUUUGAUAAAGGAAGCUCCAGUGUCUCCUCUGCUAAAGGAGAUAAGAUAGGAAGCAGUGAAGUAGACAUGGACCUGAUCAGGUCUGACACUCAGAUCACAUCAUUUAUCUCAGUUUUGAACCUUCCUCAGCAAAAAGGACGAUUGGACCACAGCCUAAUAUUAAAACAGUAGAAGAAGAAACAGCCUGAUAUUAAAACAGUAGGAGAAGAACUGAGUGCAGUGAAAUACUGUCUAAAAUUCAGAAAGGUGGGCAAACAGGAAGUGGUGUCUUUUCACAAUAAAGGGUCUGAGACUCUGCUGUCUUAUAGUUCAACAGCUGAGACUGUGGUAUUGUCUCUGCCUUGCUCACAGGCUCAGAGGCAGCUGCAGGAUUCAACCUUCAGUUUUCUGUGAGGAGACAUGAUUUAAUAUUAUGUGGACAAAAGUAUGUGGACAGUUCUGGUUUAAUUUAUUUGUCUAGUUUUUAACUCUAAAAUGAAAUGUGUCUGUUUCUGGUGAAGAUCAAUAAACUGAUUUUUGUUUCUGACAGAAUCAGCUCAUUAGAGUCAUUAGAUCCAUUAGAUUCAUUAGAUGUAAUAAAGACACAAAUGAGAUGAAAGUUUCAGAGAAAAUAAAACACGUUUUUGAUCCUGUGACCCCUCAGUGUAAUCUGAGACCCUGUGGAGGGUACUGAACCUCAGAUUGUUUCUAAAAUGAAUAAUUUACCUUUCACUUUAAAAUGUCAUUAAAUGACACAUUAAUAUUAACUCAUUCCGAACUCAUUCUGAAAGGGUAAAACUGAUCAGACUCGUUUUACAUUAGGAGAUCUUAAUAAUAAAUGAGUUUUAAUGGUUCUGAUGUUUUUUAUUGUUGAGCAGCAGAUUUAUAAAACAGAUAUUUAUAUGUGAAAUGUUUUAAACUAAUGAGAAACACAAUCUUCCCUCCUUUCAGGGAACAGAGAACUAAUAAUAAAUGAAUGAAAUAAAUGAACAAUAUUUUGUUUAAGUUUCCUGUUUAAAUCAGAUUCAUUUGUCCACAAACUUCCGUCCAAGUUUUAUAUCUGUGUGUGUUUUUCAUGUUGUUUCUGCACUGAAAAUAAAA